CCGUAGUCUUGUGGGACCUGUUACAUGUCCGCAGUCUCUGGUCAUCUCCUUCACUAUGUCCGCAGUCUCUUGUCAUCUCUUGUACUAUGUUCACAGUCUCUGGUCAUCUCCUGUAGUAUGUCCGCAGUCUCUGGUCAUCUCCUGUACUAUGUCCGCAGUCUCUUGUCAUCUCCUGUACUAUGUUCACAGUGUCUGGUCAUCUCCUGUACUAUGUCCGCAGUCUCUGGUCAUCUCCUGUAGUAUGUUCACAGUCUCUUGUCAUCUCCUGUACUAUGUUCACAGUUUCUGUUUAUCUCCUGUAGUAUGUUCGCAGUCUCUGGUCUUCUCCUGUACAAUGUCCGCAGUCUAUGGUCAUCCCCUGUAGUAUGUCCGCAGUCUCUGGUCAUCUUCUGUACUAUGUCCGCCGUCUCUGGCCAUCUCCU
Staurois parvus is the source of this 422-nucleotide messenger RNA. NCBI's taxonomy places the organism in Eukaryota, Metazoa, Chordata, Amphibia, Anura, Ranidae. The record is from the annotation of a GenBank genome assembly.